AUCAUCAACCAGCCCACUGAAUAAUGUAAUUAAUUAAUUAUCCUUUUGGUAUUCAACUUCAAAUAUUAAUUGGUUAUGUAGAUCGAUUGCUAUAUAUAAACGAACCUGAGGCAAAACACCAUAUCUACUUUUAACGUAUAUUAUAUUAGCUCUUUGUUUUUCAAAUAUCGGCACCAAGCAAUUGAUAUAGAAAAUAACGCUACAUGGGACGUUGGAUUAGACCCGAGGUAUAUCCACUAAUGGCAGCGAUGACAUUUGUAACGGGAAUGUGCGUUUUUCAGCUCACAAGAAACGUUCUCUUAAAUCCUGAUGUCAGGAUCAAUAAAGCUCAUCGAAGCAUGGGAAUACUUGAAAAUGAAGAAGAAGGAGAGAAGUACGCAAAACAUAGCCUUCGAAACUUCCUACGUACUCGUCCACCACAAGUCAUGCCUUCUAUCAACCGUUUUUUCUCUAAUCAUGAUAACAAUUGAAAUCAUAUCUCAAUUCAAUAAUCAUAUAUUUUAUUACUUUUUGGCUUCUCAUAAAAUUACUUUUAAAUUGAUAUUUGAUAUUUAUAUUAGAGCCUUUUCAUACUUUAUGUGUUGAUCGAUCCUUCUUGUAUUUUCGUUUGAUAUAUAUUAAGUCAUGAUGAUUCAAGUAA
This is a messenger RNA of Solanum pennellii, 640 nucleotides long. RefSeq lists its product as uncharacterized. The record is from RefSeq and is a predicted model, not a curated record. The transcript has 3 exons. NCBI's taxonomy places the organism in Eukaryota, Viridiplantae, Streptophyta, Magnoliopsida, Solanales, Solanaceae. The coding region runs from base 204 to 470 and encodes 88 amino acids.